Molecule: messenger RNA, 4410 nt
Organism: Ichthyophthirius multifiliis
Lineage: Eukaryota; Ciliophora; Oligohymenophorea; Hymenostomatida
Product: PAS domain S-box family protein
Exons: 6
Source: RefSeq, a predicted model, not a curated record
AUGUAAAAUAAAAAAUUAGUUUAUGAAGAUUUAUCUAAUUUAGAAAUAAUUUUAAAUGAAAUAAAACUUCAAUUUUUUUAAUUUACUAAUUACUUAAUUGAUGUAAAUAUUGUUUCACCAUUUCUUUUUAGAAUUCUUCUAAUAAUAGAAUCAAUAUAAUUUAUUUACUUUUCUCUUCAUCCUUAAUUAAAAUAUAUUUGGGAUAGCAAUAUUAUUAGUACUGUACAAAAUAUAUUUGGCUAUGUCUAAGUAAAUACAUAAAUAAUUAUAUAAAUUAUUAAAUUAAAAAAAAAAAUUUUAUAAAUUCUAAGUUCUAAGCAAUAAUAAAUUAAGGUAAUGGAUAACUUAUAAUAAAUAUUGGGAUUAUUAAGCUAUUCUUGCAAAUUUCUUUCUUUUUACGGAACUCUAGUAAAAACAAUACAACCUCUUCCUUUUUUUGAUAUUUUUAUAAAUAUAUUAUUAUGUAAUUAAAAAAAAUUUGAAGAUAUAACAUGUUAUAACGAAAUGUAUUUUAUUUAAGUUGUUAUAACAAUAUUAGCUAUAAUUAUAUAAUUUUUUUUUUGUUUUAUUUUUAUUCUUUUAAUGAAUGAUAUAAACCCGUUUUCAAAAGUUUCUUAUGCUUCUUAGCCUAAUUAUAUAUGCCAAAUUAAAUUAAUAUUAAAAAUAUUAUUAUCUUCCUACUUUGCUUUAGAUCAUAAAGCAUCUAUUUAGAAUAACUUAUAAUUAAUAAUUAUAUUUUUUACUUUAGUUUUUUUAUUAGAAUUAUAUAAUAAAAUGCCAUAUUACACAUAGAAUACAGCAAUAUUUAGUAUAGUAUGUGAAGUUAGCUUAUUUUGGAUAUCUGCUUGUUGUUAUAUUUAAGGUUUAUUAAAAAAUUAAGGAAAUAUUAAAAAUUUAAAUGGAACAUUAUUUUAUUUAUUAGCUGGCUUUCCUUCAAUUAAUGUAUUAUUCUAUAAUCUUAUUCAGUUAAAAAAUAAAAAAUAUUGUAUACUUUUUUCUUCUGAGAUAAAAAAGCCAGAAGAUAUGGAAUGUUAUUUUCUUAUUCUAUCUAAUUUAAUAGAAAAUAGAAAGAAUAGAAUUUCUAAUAUAUUACUUGAAGGGAUAUUAAAAAUUCAUAAUUAAAAGUGUAAAGAAAAUUCUGAAAUUUGUCCUUGUUCAAUAUUAAUAGACAAAAGUAAAUGUUGUAAUAUAGAAAUUUUUAAAGGAAAUGAAGACAACGAAGAAUUAAAAUGGUAUUUAUUUCUCAAAUCUAUAAUAAAUGUAUUACAAAAAAAAUACAUAAAAAGUGCUAAAUUAAAUUUAUUAAACGCCUAUAUUUACCAUGAAAAACUUAAAUUAAAAUUUCGUGCCUUAACAGAAAUGAUGAUCGCAGAAACGCAUAAAUCAACAAUAAAAGAAUAAUUUGCAAUGGUUCGUUACCGAAAUAUAAUAGAAAUCGACAUAAUUGAUACUGAUAUGAGAAACGAAUAAAAUAAAGAUGUAGACGUAAACGGAAUCGUACAUUAUGAGGGAUAAUUCGUUAAGUUUAUAAAAUCACUUGAAAUAUCAGUUAAUAUGCAUUUAGAGUUUUGGAGAGAAUUAUUAGAAGAAUCCCCUGAUGUAGAAAAACUUUAAAUUAUAGGUAGUAGAAUUACUUAUACUAUAGAAGAUGUUUAAUAAUGCUAUAGUACUUUAUGUUUAAUAAGAUAAAAUAAUAUUAGAUCAUUAUUGAUUUAUGGAUAUUUUGUAAAGAAUAUUAUAAACAAUGAGAUUAUGGCUUAAGAAUAUUUCGAAUAGGCAGCUUAUAUUAGUAAAAGUGCAGUAGUUACUAAAUAAUUAGGGGAUAAUUAAAACAUGAAAUAUAACGAAAAUUCAAACACAGGAAUUUUAUUAAUGAGUGCAAAUAUUUCCACAAAAUUUUAUGUUUAAAAUACAAAUUAUGAUUUUACUAGAAUUUUAGGAUGGCCAAAAUAAGAAAUAAUAAAUUAAAAUAUUAAAAAUUAUAUAAUGCCUAAGUUAAUUUAAUCAAUUCAUGAUAAUCUAGUCUCAAAUUAUAUCGAAACUUCAAUUCCAAAGGCUAUUGGCUUUGAAAGAUUGAUAACUCCUGUUAAUAAGGAUGGAUUUAUAAUUCCUUGUUUGUUAAUGAUAAAAAUAUUACCUAAUCUCGAGGAAGGAUUAUAGUUUGUCGGAUUUUUUAAAGAAAUAGAUGAAAUAUAUUGCAGUCCUUAUAAGAGAAAUGAUGAUAAUUAAGAUUAAAUUUAUAAUUACUUAAUUUAUAAAGUUGAAGAAGAUAAAUAAAACUAAGUAUUAGUUGGUAUUACAUAAGGGUGUUACUAAAAUUUUGGAAUACCUACAUCUUUGAUUAAUAAUAAUAGUCCUAUGAGUAAUUAAUUUACAAUUGAUUUAAUAUGUCCUUAAAUAAUUCAACCUGAAAUAUUAUUGUAAAUGAGUACAAAUAAUGGAGCAUAAAUAACCAUGGAUACUACAAUAAUUGGAGAUAUAUUCUUAAUCUCAUAAUAAAGUCUAGAAGAUAAUUUAUAUAGUUAAAAUAAUUUAGAAGUUGAAAAAGAUACUACUUUUAAUUUUAAUUAAAAUAAAUACAAAAAAGCCUAAAUUAAUGUUUGGUUAGAAGAAGAAUUCGUAUAUUAGGUAAUAAUAAAAAGUUAAUAAAAUUUUAAAAUAUCUUUAUAUAAUAAAAAAUAUUUAAAAACAAAAAAGUAAACGAAAAUACAUAUAAUAAAAUUUAUUGAAAGUGAUUAAUAAGUAAAAAUAAUUUUAAGUGAUCAAUAAAAUUUGGUUGGAUAAACCUAAUAUUAAAAAUAAACAUAAGAAUAAAGUUAAAUAAUAUAAAUUGAAAAAAAAUUAAGUGAUAAUAAAAAUUUAGAUAUAAAAAAUAAAGAUGAUGAUUAAAGUAGGAAUCCAAUCAGUAAUAAUAACGAAAAUUAAAAACAAGUUAAUCUAAUAGAUGAAAAUAAUUACGAUUAAAAGCUAAGUAGUAAUUUUUAAUAAAAUGAAUCUGAAGAAAUAAGACAAUUAAAAGAUAUUAAAUCUUCCAUUUCUUAAUAUAAAAUUCCAAAAUCAAUUAAAAAUUUAUAAAUUAGUGUUGGCUUUAUUUUUUUAUCUUUAAUUAUUAUAACAUCAUCAGAAUUUAUUAUUAAAUCUGAACAGCAAUAGGCAAUUAAUGACGGAAUAGAAGCUGUUUAUUCUGCUUUUAAUACAAAUUAUUUAAUUGCAGAAGUUAAUUUUAUAACAAGAAAAAUAUGGCUUAUAAGCAAUGGUUACGAAAAUUAAAAUAAAUAAAUAAUAAGUAAAGUUUUAUAAAAUUUAUUAGAUUAGAAAAUUUAAAUAUUGAAUUAGUUAUAAUAAGAUGUUGUUAAAGCAAAAAUUAAUAUUGAAAGAAGAUAAGGAUAUGAUAUAAACACUAUAGAAAUAAAUACACAAGUAUAAAUAUAAUUUUAUAUAUUUAAAUAUAUAUAUAUAUUUAUAUAUAUAUAUAUAUAUAUAUAUAUAUAUAUUUAAAAGAAAAUUUUAUCAAACGGUACUACUAUUAACGUGAAUACCAAUUAUACUGAUGCAAUAAACUUUUAUAUUGCUUAAUCUGGCGGACUUGCAAAUUCUACAUUAACAGAUUUUAUAUAAUUGAAUUAAAAUGAAUAUAGUUAUACAUAAUAAUAUUUUUAUUAUGUUAAUUAAAACGGUCUUUUUUCCAUAAGGUAAGGUGCUGAAUAAUUGGCUUUGAUAUAUAAUAAUUUUUACAUAAGUUUAAUUGAUAAUUUUUUUGAUAUAUUUAUGAUUAUAAUGAUUAUUGCAAUCUUUCUAAUUACAUUUUCUUUAAUAAUUAUUAUACCUAUUAUAAUUAAUGUUUAAAAAUCAAGUUAUGGUGUUUUAGGAUUCUUUGCUGCAGUACCAAUAAAAGAAUUAGAAAUUUUUGCGAAUAAAUGUGAUGAAUAUAUAAAAACAUAUAUUGAAAGAAAAAAUAUAUAGAAUAAAAAUAGAUUAAUAAUUAAUAGUAAUACAAUACAGAGUAAUAAUAAUAAUAUUAGUAUAUUGUAUAUAAAUAAUGAAAAUUCAAAUGUAAAAGAUGAAAUAAAUUAAAAAGAAUAAUAAAGCCUAAUAAAAAAUAAUACAAUAAAUACAGAUAAUAUGUAAUAAAUUAAUAAAAAUAAAUUAAUUGAAAACAAUUAAUAAGAAAAUGAAGAAAAUUAAAAAAAUUUAGUUUCAAAAAAUAAUAAGAAGUAAUUAAAAAAUAAUGAAAAUAAAUAUAAAUAAAAUAAAUAUAUAAAUAUAUAAAUAUAAAAAUAUAUAAAUAUAUAUAAUAUUAUAUAUUAUUUUAUAUAUCAUAUAUAUAUAUAAUUUUUUUUAAUUAUUUUAGUAAUCUUGUUAUAUUUUAAUUAUCUUUUUUUUCUUUUAUAUUUAUUUCUUAUUUCUUGA